This is a messenger RNA of Linepithema humile (Argentine ant), 1069 nucleotides long. The record is from RefSeq and is a predicted model, not a curated record. NCBI's taxonomy places the organism in Eukaryota, Metazoa, Arthropoda, Insecta, Hymenoptera, Formicidae.
AUGGGUUUAACCCAUGUUACUACUAGCGCGAUUGGCCGCAACGAUCGUCCGCGCAUCGAGCCGCCGGCCGCAACACGUCAUCGGAAUGCGGCCGACGAGUGGGGCGAGCGGAUGCAUUUUUCAGAAGACAUGUGGGAAAAGCCUCGUGCAGAUGGAAAGCGGAAAUUGAAGCACAAUGCAGUACCAACAAUGUUUUUGCCACAAAAAAAUAGCACCUCAGCAGAAAUUAAAGCAACUCAAUCAAUGUUAAAUAUUUCUCCGGAUAGAACAUAUUGUCAACUAGAAAAGAAUCAGUUUGACUCAAAUAAUUUAAAUACAUUCAUCAAAACAGAUUCUAAAAUAGAGUCUACUAUUAAUAGUACUUUAGAACAACCAGCACUGCUAAAAAAUACCUUCGAACAGUUUACAGAAGUGGAAGUAGAAUCAACAACACAAAGCACAUCAGAAUUAUCUGAUGAGAUGAAAAAUAGUCUUAUUAAAAAACUAAAAGAAGCUGAAUCAAACGCUCGACAAGCUAAAUUAGAGGCAGAAGAAACUAACCAAAAACUUCAACAAGCAAAUGUAGUUCUCUGUAGAAUGAACAAAUCCAGACAAAUGCUGAAAAAACACAUAAGAAGAUUGAUUGAUGAAAAGAAGAAGGUUGCAGAAGAUAACUUAAAACUAAAAUUAUUAGUCAAAUCAAAAAACAUAUUUAACGACGAUCAAAUCCAAGUUCUCGCUGGUCGAAAAUCACGCAAUAGCAAAUGGUCAAAUAGCACAAUUAUGAAAGCUCUUCGAUUAAAGUUUUCAUGUGGAAGUAGCGGUUAUAACAAAUUAUUUAACAAAUUAUUUCAACAAAUUCCUUUGCCAUCAGAACGUACUUUGCGAAGAAAAAAAGAGGGUGUCGAUUUUCAGGAAGGAAUAUUAGAUGAAGUAUUCGAUAUUUUGCAAAAGCAGGUAUCUCGAUUCAAAGAUGCUCACGAGAAAGAUGCCGCAAUAGCUCUUGAUGAAAUGAGUUUGGUUUUUGAUGAACAGUUUGAUCCAUCUACUCACUCACGUACUGGUUAUGCUAGUAUUCCUGACAGUUGUG